GUCUGAGGGACAGUGAACUGGCCCCCCGUUUAAAAAGUUUGAGGACCCCUGCUCUAGACACACAUGCCUGCCUCUGGCGUGCAGGCAGCGUGUUGAGCGUGAUUCUUGUUCCUCGUGAGGCUGCUAUGGGGAGCCCUCGUGCUGCUGCGCGGAGGUGGGCCUGCCUGAGGCCCUAAGCGAGCGUCCUGCCCUCUCCUCUCCGCUCCUCCCAGGUGCCCGUGCCCGGCUCCCGCCUGUGCCUCUGGGAGGAUGGCCGGGAGCUGACUGCAGAUGACUUCUGGAGCGUCCCCGACAACAUGGAGCUUGUGCUGCUCACCAAGGGCCAGGCCUGGCAGGGCUGAUGUUCGAAUAGUCCGUCCACGGGUGACAAGAUGCGUGAUCAUUAGCCAUCGGGGACGUGCAGACCAAACCCAGGACGUGAGUGACAUCAGUCGCUUCCUCAGCGUGUUCCACAGGCCGCAUGUGGGGGUCAUCCAGGCCGCCCGGCAGCUGCUGUUAGACGAGCAGGCGCCGCUGCGGCAGAAGCUGCUGGCCGACCUGCUGCACACGGUCAGCGAGAACAUCGCGGCCGAGACGAGGGCCGAGGACCCGCCCUGGUUCGAAGGUCUGGAGUCCCGGUUUAGGAACAAGUGCGCCUACCUGAGGUUCAGCUGUGCGAGCAGGAUCCGGACCUACCUGAGAGAGGUGGGCCCUGCACGGAGAGGGUGGGGGGACGUGGGGCUCCGUUGUGGGAGGUGAGGCCGCUCGGCUCGGGCUUCCUGGAGCUCCUGGGUCAGCAGUGGACCCCCAGCCCCGCAGUGCCUGGUGCUGCC
This is a messenger RNA of Myotis brandtii (Brandt's bat), 812 nucleotides long. It is a transcript of the gene DFFB, whose product is annotated as DNA fragmentation factor, 40kDa, beta polypeptide (caspase-activated DNase). NCBI's taxonomy places the organism in Eukaryota, Metazoa, Chordata, Mammalia, Chiroptera, Vespertilionidae. Gene Ontology annotation, cellular component: cytoplasm; nucleus. Gene Ontology annotation, biological process: apoptotic DNA fragmentation. The coding region runs from base 271 to 738 and encodes 155 amino acids. Gene Ontology annotation, molecular function: DNA endonuclease activity. The transcript has 4 exons. The record is from RefSeq and is a predicted model, not a curated record.